This is a messenger RNA of Actinia tenebrosa (Australian red waratah sea anemone), 7152 nucleotides long. RefSeq names its product C2 domain-containing protein 3. Gene Ontology annotation, biological process: cilium assembly; centriole elongation; protein localization to centrosome. The record is from RefSeq and is a predicted model, not a curated record. Gene Ontology annotation, cellular component: centriolar satellite; microtubule organizing center; centriole. NCBI's taxonomy places the organism in Eukaryota, Metazoa, Cnidaria, Anthozoa, Actiniaria, Actiniidae.
GUCAAAACAUGGCGGAUGUUUUCCGUUUGAUGUUUGUAUCCCAAAGUUUAAAAGUAUUAGGAAUCAUUCGUAGAGAUCUAAUGAUAGAAGUAAUAACAUGAAGAGAAAGGGAAAGGCAGGGAAAAAGUCAAAACCAGUAUUAAAGCGAAAAGAUUCAGUUUCUUCAGAGGAUGAGCAAGUAUCAGUAUCAACUAGUUUACCCCCUUCAGUCGAAGGUCAAAUAAGAUGUUUCCUCACUGUAUCUGUGAGCAAGUUUACCUGGACAGUGGAGAAGCAUCCAGAUGGUGUGUCUAUUCGUAUAAGAUGGUGGGGCGAACAGGGAGAAGGGGCAUUACUUCGGCCUUUAAUAAAGGGUCAAGCGAAGUUGAAUGUCAAAAGCCGAUGGACAUCUGUGAGAUACCCUGUCUGCAGUGGACCAAAACAGUUCGCUGCAUAUUUGAAUGACAUGGGCUCUUUGGUUGUUGAGACUGUGCAUACUUCUACACAAAUUCCUUUUGGAAAAGCAUUGAUUUCAGAAAUAACUCAGUUAACAGCAAGUCAUCCUGUGAAUGUGGUUGUUCCUGUCAUGUCUGUUAUCAGUCCUUUUGGUAAAGUGGCUGAUGUUCAAGUCUUCAUUAAGUUUGAGUCUGUAUCAGCUGCAUACAACAAGUUGUCUUCAACUAUUCCAACAGUCGACACUGGAUUGGACAAACAAGUUGUGGACAGAAGUAGCUCUCACCCUACCCCUCCUCCUUACCUGAAUCCAGCAACACCAGUUAUUCAUCCUAAACACCAAACAGAUAUUAAGGAUCCAUUUGAAUCUCCUGCUCCAGCCAAGGGAGUGAAGUUUUCAGAAGAUCCACCAGAGAGACUAGAGUAUUCUCUAGACCCUUCGUUGUUAUCCUUGUUGGAACAUAAUGGAUCAUCUAGUCAGCAGUUAGAUACUGGGUCAGCAAUUAACAAGGAAGUAACUCAGACUCAACUAACCUCUGAAAAUGAGGAAAAUUUACUAAAUCAAAAUGCUGGUACAAUGGUGGCAAGUCAUGAGUAUAGUCAACACUUACAGGAUAAUAGUAUGGAUUGGAUUGGUGCACUUCUUGAUAAAGGUCAAAGACUGAGAGAAGGCCUUGCUAUGUCUACCUUGUUGGAUGAUACUAAUGUGACAGAUCAGUACAGUCCUCAAGAAACCCAUGUGCUUCCUGGUAGUUUAUUCCAAGAGAUUCUAUCAUCAAAUAAGACUGGUAUUCACCGUGGUCAACCUGAUGCUGUUAUCCAUCCAGUCCUGGACCACAGCGAUGGACAAGUUGUGGGUGAUGAUAACACAGUGGUUGAUCUCCUGAUGGGAGAUCGUCAUCAGGGUGUUGAUUUGAUUGAACACUCAUCUUACCUAUCUGAUUUAAGUGAGGAUAUGAGUGAAUUAGGUGAUCCACUACAUGAUGACUCAUUAUUGAUGGAUCUUUUUUAUAAACAACAAGGUGAUAAAUCAGCAGGCAGCGAUACUGAUAUUACGAUAAGUACAGAUGAUGAUGAACAAGAAAGCAGCCCAGUUAAUAUAGCAGCUGAGAAAAAUGAUGAUGAGGAAAUACGAGUGAAGCAGUACAAGAACAGAAAGGACAAAUCAAGAAAAGGGGAUGAGUCAAGUGAAGAGGAUCUAGACACCCAAAGAAGGAUUGAAACACCAGCAGAGAUGAGGAAUACAGAUGAUAUAGCACAUGAGUUAGGUGUUGAUACUGAGGAUAUAGAUGGGACCCUAUACUCUCAGCAAAGGACUGGAGUACCAGCACCAGCACUGCCACAUCUGAGAAAUUCAGAUGAUAAGGAUCUAGAGAACACACUGCACUCUCGGCAGAGGACUGAUGAUAUGGUGCACAAGCUGGGUACUGAUACUCUAACAACAUUAGGUAGAGUCAACACUGCAAGGGUUAUUGUAGAAAGAUUACUAAUAACUGAUAACAGCACAUUAGAAAAUCAGAUGUCAAGUAGAAAACCAAGCACAUUUUUUGUGGAGUAUGAUUUCCCUGUGAAUGCCAAGGACGUGACUGGGAAUGUGUCCUUAGUAAAAGAGUUAACAAGGGUUGCAUCAAAGAAAUUACACAAUAAAGCUGUAAUUUUCAACCACAGAUCAGUUUUUCCUGUGUCAUUUAAUGCUUCAGUACUAGAGCAUUGGUGGGGGUUGGGAUUAACCUUUAGGAUAUUGAAGAGGGAGUCAGGACAGAGAAUGCCAGAAGAAUUUGGAGUUGGUUUUUUGCCACUAAAAACAGUGUUAUUGUCAAACACUCUAAGCCUUGCAUCAUUCGUAGAGGUGAAUAACAAGAAAGUCAAGUCAGAUCCUGCAUCAUUGUCAUGGCAACAAUCUUUAGCAGAAGAUUCUCAUAGCGGCAUUACUGGAAAACUUGAGGUGAAAGUUGAUGUAGGAUUGGAUGGUAAACAACUACAAUGUCAGAAAUCUACAGACACUGCAUACCUUCCACAGCAAACUCAGAGUAAUGUAGGGAUAGUGUCUAAAGCAGUAGCAGCAGCAAGCACCACAGAUAAGCAUGAUGUAGUGACAUCCAAACCACCUCUACCAAGACAGUUACAACACCAAGUGAGAGAAUCAGUGGAAUUAGAAGAUCAAAUAGAAACAAUUACUCUUCACUCAUUACUUUGGAUACCAGAGGGUAAAGAAAUCACCCCAGAACCUCCUGGUAAUAGUGGAAGAAGUGCAAAUCUGUUCUUGGUUUCUCGCAUGUUCUGGUGUGAUGAGGUAUCCAAGUCACCUAUUUAUUGGGGCACAAAUAAUCCACAGUUUGUCUAUAAGCAAGUAGCACCUGUACUGCUUACACCCACUCUUCUGCAGAGAACUUGUAACAACUUUAUGGUGAUAGAAGUGUGGAAUAAAGUUAUUCCACAAGGAGAGAAGCUUGUUGGGAUUAGCAAGAUUCCUCUUCAUCAGUUUUACCUGUCAUUCCGAGAUCCAAAAAUCACAAAAACACUCAUCAAGUCCAAGUUUCCUGUAGUUUGCAUUGAUGGAUUGGUUCCUGUUAUCAAUCCUUUUACUACACACAGUCAUGGGGAACUUAAAGUACUGUUAGCAAUGGGUACAGAGGAACAGAUAACUUCUCUCUUAGAAAUCAAGGGUUGUGUUCAGGUUCCAAGUGGGAUGCAUAUCAUCAAAGAAACACAUCACCUUGAUAAACCAAGAGAGAUAAACCAGACCAAUUUAAAUCAUAGGAUUACAGGGAAUACCAGUGUUGUUGAUCAUCAGUUUGAGAUCACAGUUGAGGAUAUCAGAGGAUUAUCUAUAUUCAAGAGCACUGUCUGGGGAGAGACUGAUUGCUAUGUCCAGUAUCAUUUCCCAUCUCAAAUACAGCAGAGCACUGAUGAUCUUGAUCAUGAAGUGGUUCCUGGUUUGAAAACACACCAUACAUGCACCACUCUGUGUGUCCCAGACCCAUCCUUCCAAGACACCACUCGGCAUUCAUUUGAACUUCCCACUGGUAUACCUGUGCAGCGUUAUCUCUUGGCUGCGUACAGUGGUUCUUGGACCAGUAUGUCAUCUAUCCCACGUUCUGGUGGCAUUUCUUUUGAGUUGUGGAGGAGAUUUUAUUAUCCUAAUGUUAGGGAUCAAUUGGUUGCUAAGGCCAACCUUCCAGUUGCAAAACUUUGUGCCAUGGUUACGAUGAAAAGACACAGAGAACCCAGUGUACAAACAUUUUCAUUGCCACUGACAGUUUUACCACAAGAAGAUAAAGGUUCAAAGCAAACUGUGAUUGAAGACUCUGGACUACUUGAUGUGACUAUUAGAUAUCGAGCUAAUAAAAUCCAAACUAUAGCUGACAAGCCCACCCUUGAUCAAGUUUGUCUGUCAGUGGACAUCAUUAGGAUCUGUGGACUAAAGGGAGCUGCUAAAUCCCUUGUCCAUAACCUUCCAUCAAUGUUGUACCCAUCAGAUGUGGGUGUCAAUGCUUAUGUAGUUAUUAAACUACCUAUUGGUAAAAAGAAGAGAGUAGUCACUCGUACUGUGGCCAGAACAUUUGCUCCAGAGUUCUUUCACCACAUUGAAAUAGCAACACCAUUACAAAUGUCCAGGAAAUCAUGUGAUGUAAAUAAACAAGAUCAUGGAGAAAUCAUUAGUCUUGCAGAGAUGUUGGAGAUGUCUGAAGCUGUAUUUGAAGUAUGGCAUCAAGAUUCCAGGGGUUUUGGUAACAUUGACCAGCAACACCAUGAUGACCACCAUCAUCAUCCAACAAAGCCGAACAAGUAUGACAUACUCCUGGGUGUGGUGAUUGUUCCACUAACAGACCUUUUGACACACAGAACAGGAAUAAGGGGAUGGCAUGCCAUUCAACACGAAGAAAUGUUUGUUGAUGAGGAUCACCAUGGUAACAGUACUGUGUUGGGAGGUCUUCAGCUAUCAAUCAAGUUUGAUGAUCCUCAAGAUAGAGAAAGUCUAAUACACGUAGGACGUAGUCUAGGAUGGAGUCCACCAAAUGGGGUAGAAGAUGCUGAUGAUGAAGAUGUUAUCUUUUUGGAUUCAAAAGAUGAUGAAGAUAGUGAUGGAGAUACACCUAAAGGAAUUGCACUCACAGUUAAGAUGAACAGGGCCUGGAUACCAAAAACUCAAUCAUAUCAACCUAAAGUGGAAAUCAAGGGAUAUAUCAGAUACAAGAUAUAUGAUAAAAGUCCAGUUUGUUCUCGUGUUGUUCGUAUCAAGCAAAACAAGGACGACAUGUUAUUGUUGGAUAUCAAACAUUCCAAGUGCUUCAUGUUACCAGCAACAUCUUCUCUCGUAUGGUAUUUAAAGGAAGAACAACUUGAGGUUCAGGUGUGGUUGAAAGGCCAAUCACCAAACAACAAAGGAACCGCUUCCCUGCCAGGGCAGAGAGACAAACUAAUUGGGUCUGCAUUCAUUAAACUCUCAUCCUUGGUUACCAAGGGAUUACAUCACCCACAAACCAGUUUCAGUGGUACAUUCCCUCUGUUCAAGGCUGGAGUUGAUGCUGUUGAUGGAGCUUGUGUUCAUGUUCAAAUUUCCCUUGCUAAACCAACUGCAAGCUCCCACAACUACAACAAAAUGGGAGAGCACGAAUCUUUGGAAGACAGUAUUAGCUCUGAAGAUUAUCCAAGUACAAAAGGAUAUGAUGACAAUGAUGGUGAAUCUCUCAAAUCCAAUACUGAUACAACUACAGCUGGAAGAGGUGAUAGAAAUCUUGUUUCAGAGACACAACCAUGUAAGGAUGAUUUGAAUACCUUUGCUGCACAUAUAAUUGUACAAGAAGCUCGGCAUUUGAAUUUUGGAGCUGCAGGACCUGAUAGCAAAAGGGUAUCUCCAAAUGCAUAUGUUACCUAUCAGACUUCGCCAUCUUCACUGGAAGUUAGUACUCCUGUCUGCAAGUCAUCUUCUAGUCCUGUGUGGGAAUACCAGAAACUGGAAAAACUUCCUCUGUCUAUGCUUAAGACACAGAACCUAAUUUUUAAAGUCUGGCACAAAACAAACAAAGAUGUUUCAAUUGGUGAUGUUCCUCUGGGAUUUGCAAGUGUGGACCUUGGACCUAUUGCUGCAGGACUCAGACAGUUGAUUGGCUGGUAUAAUAUUAUGGACUUUAAUGGAAAAUGCAAAGGGCAGAUCAAGCUAGGUGUUGUACCGUUAGCUCCAGUGUCACCAAGCCGUUGCCUUCCUAAAUCAAGAAUAAAUACAGGAUCUUUAUUCUCAGACAUUAACGAGGGAAAACGUUUGGUUCAAGAUCAACAAGAGCAACAAGUACCAAUAGUUCAGUUGCCAUCAGACCAAGAGCAGGCUCACUUGGAAAGAUCACUUGAGUCUAUUGGUAUUCAAGCAUUACCAGGCAAAACAGAACCAGUGAUGCCCUCUACAUCAGGACUCUUCAAGCAACUAAGGAAAAACAUGGAGGAUCUUGAUGAGUUGCAAACAAGAUUACAAACCAAAUUGUACACAGAUUCCACCACACAUAGAUCAUCUGGUGUUCUUUACUCUUCAGAAGAAAAUCCAUCUCAUAAAAAUAUUCUGGACCGUUUUACCCAAGAAAUUGCCAGUGAAAACAUGACUGAUUGUGAUAAAGAGUAUCAAGAUACGGACCAGUUGUUAGGUACUUCUGAAGCUGACAAUGUAUCACAUGUAGAAAACCCAUCCAGCAUUCCUAACAGAGAGUUGGAGAGUACUUCUGCUGAUAAACUGGUUGAAAACAGUCCUCAAAUUAGCCACACUCUAAGCAAACAGAACGACACAUCAAGUGCUGAUAUCCCACUUCCCCCACCAAUGAAAGAUGCAGGGGAUGCAAUUUUUGAAGGUUCCUCAAUGGAUUCAGUGCAGCAUCCUAGUUCAUCACAAGACAAUGACGAAAAUAUACGAAUUUCCACCCUCAAAGAAACAUGUGAAAAUUAUUCUUCUGCAAGUGACUUAGAAGAGCAUGUAGGUUCAGAUUCUCUUGAAGAUGGAAGUAACCUUCCUUCGGCACCAGUGUUCACACAGGAAAGAGACAGUUGGUUAAGUAGUACUGAGGAGGAAGAGGAAACUAGAAAAUCUCCUUUAAAUUCAAAUGCUUACUCCCUGAUAAAUAGUAUUAUGGAUCAACAUGCCAAAGAAGAGUUCUCAAGUACCAUGGGCCAAAUAAAUCCACAUAGCAUUACUGAGGACACAGAAAUAACUGUUACUGAUAAGGAGUUAUCGAGUCCAUAUUCUCAUAAAGAUACUAAUGGUGAUGAUAGUAAUGAAUCCCUACAUUACAAAUGUACUGAUGAAAACUCUGUUUAUAACGUGGGCAACAGUAUACCACCAGCUCAAACACAUACUUAUCUUUCACAAUCCCCAAACUUUUUUAUGCCAAGAGAGCAGUUAGAACAUUCAAUGAGAGCUUUACGAUUGAAUUCAAGACAUUCUUUUGCUGCAUCUGACUUAAAACAGGGCCAAUCAAAACUUUUGCAAAGAACUAGUGAAGUAAGCAGAAAUACUGGGGCCAGUGAAACCAUUUCUCAGUAUUCAAAGAAGCAAGUCAUGUACAAGGCUAAAAAGGAUGGGCAACCUCCUCUCUCUUCUGCUGAAAUAGAGAGAAUUGCAAGGAUUUUUACUUUAAAAGAUUCUUAGCAUUCUUAUUGUAUUCCUUUUAGUGGCCAUGUGGCUGUCUUAUUAAAAGGUCAAUGACUAUGCAUGUGAGUGAUGUAACUCUAAAGCAA